Salvelinus sp. IW2-2015 is the source of this 4082-nucleotide messenger RNA. The record is from RefSeq and is a predicted model, not a curated record. NCBI's taxonomy places the organism in Eukaryota, Metazoa, Chordata, Actinopteri, Salmoniformes, Salmonidae.
AACUGAUUUAUAAUACAUUAUUUUUAUGGCUAAUAUUAAAGAGCAUACUUGAAAAGUUUCCCAUUGGUUAACUAUUUGACAUAUACAUUUGGUUUGUUUUGCUUGUUUUCCAGCUUGGUGCUACAAGCAAUGAAUUGUCAGAUGUGUCAAGUGAAGCACAGGAAGAUCCCAACUCUGAGAGUUUGCCUGGAGAGGYYGGUGGAGCUGAGGUGUCUCCUCAGAGCUCUGCUGUMGUGCUGGAGAGAGUUCCUGAGAACAUGUCGAGAGACUUGCUGUUGUUGCUGGUGGAGACCAUCUCUGGCCUGGAGGAAGACAACUUCUCCCUGGAGGUCAUCAGUGAGACAAACAGAGCUGUUGUGACCUUCAAUAAUCCCAAUGAUGUGGAGCGUUUCCUUACUGAGAGCAAGAGCAACAAGAGUUUCCAGAAGCAGGGUWUGAUUGGCCGGUUGCUAGAGAGGUGCCAGAGUGUGAGAGUGGAGAACCUGACCUCCAACAUACCUGAAGAUAUGCUGGAGCUCUACUUUGAGAAGUGGGCUGGCCCAGCAAAGGACAUCACUGUGUUCCAUGAGGAACAGGCAGCCAUUGUCACCUUCCACGCAGCAGAAGUUGUGGAAACCACUCUAAAUAAACAUCAUGUAAUUGGAAAAGUCCCAGUCAACGUGUAUCCAUACUACGAGUCCUUGGGCACUGCCUUGUAUGGAAAGGAGAGGCCAAUGUGGAAGAUGCCUGACCCUUUCAUAGAGUGUGUGCAUUCUGCUGUAUGGAAAUUCCUCRCCAUGAAGAGACAGUUGUCCCCCAUCACUGACCAGAUGAAGGCUCACUUCUGUCAAGUAGACAUGGAUUCUCCUGAGGUUAAACUCAGUCCUUUGCCAACCCUGCUAAGGCAGAAAGGACUAACAAGCAAACAUGUAGAUGGAUGGAAGCAGAAUGCCUUGAUCGUCUUCCGUGACAUAAUGGCCAAAUUUGCUGUGUUUGAGUGUUUUGRAAGUGCCCCAGCAUGGAAGGCAGUGGAGAAAGAAGUCCGCUCGGUGGUGAAAGAGGAUGCUGUCCUAGCUAUGGAUGRCUCCAAAGGGUCUCUGACAGUUGCAGGUCUGGCCGAAGACACAAAGCGACUCCGGGGGCUGGUGGAAGACCUCAUGCAGAGGGCCAUGAGUCGGAUAGAGAGGCAGAGGGACGGCGUCUCGGAGGAGAUGGACGUGUCCCCUGCCAUGUUCUAUAUCCUGCAGCAGGAAGGACUUCGGAAGCGCGCAGCAGACGAAGCCCCAGAGAUGGGUUUUUCUUACAGAGACGACACCAAGAAGUUGGUUCUCUCAGGUCUUGUUGCAGAGGUGUACAAGGUGAAGAACUGGAUCCUGGAGAGGGAGCUCAAGAUGAAUAAGAAGCAGCUGAAGCUGGACCCUUACCUCCUGGACUUCCUGCGGUCAGUGGACAGUAUGGAGAUGUCKCAGGACCUGUUCACGUCCCGGGGCAUCAACGCUGUGUACAGAGUGGAGGGUGGAGAGGUACUUCUGACUGGCAGCUCAGACAGAGCCUUGGCUGAUGCAGAGCAGAGGUUGAAGACUGCCCUGUCCCUGCAGAGCCUUAAGGUGGAGGAUCAGGAGGUGCUGAGGAAGCCUGAGUGGAAGGAUCUGAACAACAAGCUGAUGGAUGCCUACAACUCCCUAAAGAAAAGAACGGUGGUGAUAAAGCUUCACCCAGAGAACAGAGACAGAAUCAUUGUGUCUGGCUUCCUGGACCCGGUCAGAGAGGUCAGCAACAGUCUGCGGGACUUUGUUGAAAACUACUCACGAGUCGAAGAGGCUGUCCGUGUCAAGUCCUGUGCCGUGGUUAAAUUCAUCCAGGAGAACAAAUCCCAGGACUGGGAACAUUUUGCCAAGCGUGAUGAGGUGAAUGUCCACUUUGACCCCAGAAGGCCCAAAAUUGUCCUUUCUGGAGCCCGUCUCUACGUCAAGAAGGRCAAYGYGWKKUUUCAGAAGAUGGUAGCASCRUUCUGCACUGAUGAGCURACCAUCAUGAAGCCUGGAGCAAGGAAGUACUUCCAAGAGAAGGGAAGKAUGUUUMUUUCRAUGGCGAUGAAGGAGUACGGCUGUGUGGUGCUGCUGCAGGAAGACUACAUGCUGGAGGAAGAAGAGGGCYAUGAUGAAGAUGWGGAGGAAGGGUUUGGCCCGUCAUCCUGCUGUGAGGUGAGGACACCCAAUGGAAUCCUGGUKUCCGUCAGUAAGGCUGACAUCUGCAAGUUCAAAGUGGACGCAGUAGUCAACGCAGCCAAUGAAGACCUGCAGCAUAUUGGAGGCCUGGCUUUAGCACUACUCAAGGCUGCUGGUCCACGGCUGCAGGYGCUCAGUGAUCAACAUGURCGUAAUAACCGCCGACUGCAACCAGGAGACGCCAUUGUGACAGAUGCAGGCAAUCUGCCCUGUAAGUAUGUGYUCCAUGCGGUUGGUCCARGGUUCACAGACUUUGACCAGCGAACAGCCAUACAGCGUCUGAAACAAGCUGUGAAUGAGAGCCUGAGGGAGGCUGCGAAGGUUAACUGCUCAACUGUUGCCAUCCCGGCCGUCAGCUCUGGGAUAUUUGGCUUUCCUCUGGACCUGUGCACUGAGACCAUUGCUGUGGCAGUGCGUGACUACUGUGAGAACCUAAGGGGUCAGACCUCUCUGACUGAGAUUCACCUGGUGGACAACAAUGACAACAUUGUGAGAGCCCUGGCCAGCGCUGUCCAGAAAACGUUCAAUGACCUGCACCCAAAAAUAACCAUGCCUCUGCAGGGUGCACAUAGGGGAAGUGGAAAACGGGGACGGGGACAACAGGGAAGUGGACAACGGGGGAAAGGACAGCAUAGUUACGUACAUCAAGGAACUGGAUAUCAGGGACAGUCACCAUGGGGACAUGGCAGUGGAGGUGGAGAGGAGCAGAGGAGAGAGUAUGGCCAAGAGAGGAAGUUUGAGGGGGUAGGCAGUGGGGAAAUCCUACAGACCAAUCGCACACAAGAGGGUCUGAAGAUCAUUCUGAGGAAGGGAAAUAUCCAGGAGGAAUAUUCUGAGGGCAUCGUCAACACCAUCUCUGAGGAUUUGGACCUGAGUAAAGGUGCUGUGUCCAAUGCUAUCCUAAAGGCAGCCGGUCCUGGGCUCCAAUCAGCAGCCACAGAUGAGGCUCGCGCCAUCAGAUUGGCCUAUGGUGACGUUGUGGUCACCGACGGUUACAACCUGCGAUGUCAGAGGGUGAUCCAUACUGUCUGCCCCCAUUGGGACCAGGGAGCUGGCUCAGCAGAGAAGAUAUGUUUGAUAAAUGCUCCACACUUUUAUAUCUCCUGUUUACAGUGCUUUAUCAGGGAAUUCAAAGGUCAGACACAKGGGUAUACUUGGCAGAGUUCACAAGGUGCCGGCCAAUCACAACAUCCCAAAUCCUAUGUUGACCAAUCACAACAUCCCAAAUCCUAUGUUGGCCAAUCACAGCAGCCCUCUGGCGCAGGCUUCUUUGGACAGGUGUCAUCCCCUUCUCUGGGUGUGUACAGCAUGCAGAUGGGUCACAUGACUUUAGAAGUGUCAUCAGGAGACAUCACCAAAGAUACCAGUGAGGUCAUUGUCAACUCCUCCAAUAAGGACUUUAACCUCAAAUCAGGUGUAUCCAAAUCCAUUUUAGAAGGAGCUGGAUUMAAGGUGGAGUUGGAGUGCUCAGAGAUUGUCAAUUCCCCAAGCUUCCAACCAUGCAGGAUGAUCGUGACAUCAGCAGGAUCUCUCCCAUGCAAACACAUCAUGCACAUUGUGGGACAGAAUGACCCUGAGAUCAUUAAAGAGACUGUGUACAAUGUUCUCAAGAAGUGUGAGGAGCGAAAGUUCACCUCAGUGUCCUUCCCAGCGCUUGGAACAGGCCAGGGUGGGGCGAGUCCCUCUGCUGUUGCGGACGCCAUGAUUGACGCAGUGGUGGACUUUGUGAAGAAGAAAAACGGACAGUUUGUGAGAAGUGUGAAGAUCCUGAUAUUCCAGACUGCCAUGGUGACUGAGUUCCACAAGAGCAUGAAGAGGAGAGUGGGAGAAGGAGUGGAGGAAAAGGGCAUUUUWACCAGGRUAAAAGGUCAGUGA